CGGUGAGUAAGUUACAGUGGACAAAUAUAAUAAGGUAUUAGUAAAUAUGGGCAGGGGGAAAGUGGAGCUGAAGAGAAUCGAGAACCCAACAAGCAGACAGGUCACCUUCUCAAAACGCAGAAAUGGACUUCUGAAGAAGGCUUUUGAGCUCUCUGUCCUCUGCGAUGCUGAAGUUGGCCUCAUCAUCUUCUCUCCAUCUGGCAAGUCCUACCAAUUUGCAAGCCACGACAUAACUAGGACCAUUUCCAUGUAUAAAAGGGAAGUAGGGUUGCCUGAAUCCAACAACUCAAGCUUCGGAAGGGCCAGAACAAUGGAGUAUUGGAGGAAUGAAAAUGAAGAGUUAAGAAAAUCAAUAGGGAAGUUGGAAAUGAGGCUGAGGAACUUGGCUGGGGAAGAGCUAUCAACGCUUGGCGUGCAAGAGCUAAAGCAGCUGGAAAGACAGUUAAAAACUGGGGUUGAACGCAUCCGCUCUAAAAUGAGACGGAUCAUUUCGGAGAAUGUUAGCUUGCUGAAAAGAAAGCAUAAAGCAUCGCAAGAAGAAAACACGCGUCUGCUAAAAAGAAUUAAGUUGCACGAGCUUAAUUUUGCUGAUGCCACCUGCUCGACUUCUUCUGUGGGAGCAAAUGCACGCAUUAGUGCAUUUCCAAGUGAACUAAUUUGAAAUUCAGGGUUCUUCAACAUGAUCUUUGAGCAGCACCAUCCAGUGCCCAACUGAUUUGAAAAGGCUACCUGCUUGCAGCAGCUUCAGCUUUUGCUGUUGUGUAUGUAUACUUAAGAUUAUAUUUGCACCUAGCUAGCUUGAGUUUCUAAUUUCUUGUGUAUGAGCUAUGUGGAGUUUGUGGAAAUAAAUUUAUGUAUAUGAUGAUUUGGAUUGUUGUUAUGCA
Pyrus x bretschneideri (Chinese white pear) is the source of this 884-nucleotide messenger RNA. Its product is annotated as MADS-box transcription factor 23. Bases 47 to 661 code for a protein of 204 amino acids. Gene Ontology annotation, cellular component: nucleus. NCBI's taxonomy places the organism in Eukaryota, Viridiplantae, Streptophyta, Magnoliopsida, Rosales, Rosaceae. The record is from RefSeq and is a predicted model, not a curated record. Gene Ontology annotation, biological process: positive regulation of transcription by RNA polymerase II. Gene Ontology annotation, molecular function: protein dimerization activity; RNA polymerase II cis-regulatory region sequence-specific DNA binding; DNA-binding transcription factor activity, RNA polymerase II-specific. The transcript has 8 exons.